GGGGGAGCUGAGGGAGGUGUUUCUGUCAGUUCCGGCUGUUUGUUCGGGAAGUGGAUCCGCCGCUGCCGGAGCAGCCCAGAGGGAGCUGCGGAUCGCGAGGCCAGCACCGACCCCGUCCGCCUGCCCUCACCUCCCCUGCCCGCCAUGGCCCGGGACUACGACCACCUCUUCAAGCUGCUCAUCAUCGGCGACAGCGGUGUGGGCAAGAGCAGUUUGCUGCUACGUUUUGCCGACAACACUUUCUCAGGCAGCUACAUCACCACGAUCGGCGUGGAUUUCAAGAUCCGGACCGUGGAGAUCAACGGGGAGAAAGUGAAGCUGCAGAUCUGGGACACAGCUGGGCAGGAGCGGUUCCGCACCAUCACCUCCACGUAUUAUCGGGGAACCCACGGGGUCAUCGUGGUUUAUGACGUCACCAGUGCCGAGUCCUUUGUCAAUGUCAAACGGUGGCUUCACGAAAUUAACCAGAACUGUGACGACGUAUGCCGAAUACUAGUGGGGAACAAGAACGACGACCCUGAGCGGAAGGUGGUGGAGACGGAAGACGCCUACAAGUUCGCCGGGCAGAUGGGCAUCCAGCUGUUCGAGACCAGCGCCAAGGAGAACGUCAACGUGGAGGAGAUGUUCAACUGCAUCACAGAGCUGGUCCUCCGAGCGAAGAAAGACAACUUAGCGAAACAGCAGCAGCAGCAACAGAACGACGUGGUGAAGCUCACGAGGAACAGUAAACGGAAGAAACGCUGCUGCUAAUGCCUCGCCCAGCCCCCUGCAGAGACUGCACUGCGGCCACUCCCUGGCCCGAGGCCCGCGGGGCCCCUCGGGGGACAGUCUCAGUUUCGUGCCGUUAUUUAAAGAAUUCUCUCCACGUUUUUGUAUCUGGAGGCGCCACGUGCACUUCCUCCCUUUCCCCGCGAGCACCAAGAAGGGCCUGGACCGCCUGCCCUUCCCUUCUGGUGCCCCUGCCCCUGGCCGAGGCGCCUGGGCCCAGCGAGGACGCUGCCAGCGAGCGGACUGAUUAACCGUUUUGUACAUAGUGUAUAUUGCUUUAACCAGCCGUUCCACCCUCGUCCUGUUCUGGCUUUGCCUCCCUAGCGCCAGCCUGCUGCCGCAGACCCUCUGUCCCCAUCCCAUCUUGCCGCCGCCAGCAGCUUCCGGAGAGACAGGAUCGAGUUCUACCCACAUCUGUUGCCAACCUGGGCUGGUGGAGGGGGCUCCGCGUUACUGUUCUCUGCCGCAGGCCGUCGGUGACUUCUGUCCCUGGCCCGGAGGGUCUCGCCUGUCUCCAGGGCCUCUGCCGUCCGUGCUCCCAGCCCAGCUCCCUGCCCUGCCCUUUCUCUGUUCUGCCAGCUGGGGAGGCCUGACCUUGAGGUAGGCUUGGGGUUCCUGUUAGAGGUCCUGCCCUCAGCUGGUCCAGCCCUCGGGUUCCACAGGAGACACUCCUGCCUUUUGGCCAACAGAUAUCUCGUCCUGCCUUCUAGAUGCCUCUGAGCUACAAACCCAGGGGAGCUGGGGCUUCUAUUUAUACCAACCUGUGUCAGUCCAGCAGAAAGAUGGUGUGUUCAUGCAGGGAUGGGGCUCAGGAGCAUUAUUUUAACAGCUAGAGAGCGACGCCAAAUCAAAUGAAUUAAGUUCCUCACAUUUCUCUUCCUGGGGUUUGAUUGGCACAGCAGCCGCAAGUGGUGGCUUCCCCUCUGAGCCCGGUGUUUUUAGAAAAAGUGAAUGGCUUCCUGGCAUUACGGGGCUGGGCUCUUGGCAGCGCAGCUCUGCCUUCCGGAACGUUUCUUGGUGGGAAAGGAGGAGCCUCUCACCCUUGUCUGUGUUGGCCCAGGGCCUCCCACUUAGUACCUAAGUCUUCAGUGUGGGGCGUGGGUGCCGCUGGAGUGUGGGGAGGGUGCCUCUGGGAGGGUGGCAGCAGCCUGUUGUCACUCACUGACAAUGGUUUCUGUGUCAAGGCUGCGGCGUGAGGGUUCCCCGGCAGGUGGGAAGGAACAGCACCUGGGGCUGGGAGCCAGCCGCUUACCUACCCUGGUCCCUCGGAGGAAACACCAGGGUUCAAUGCACAUGAUUGCUGUCCCCUUCCCUCCUCCUUGGGACACUUCAUUCACCCUUCCCCUAAAAGGAUCAUGUAACCUGGGAAUAAUUUAUUUCAACACCAUGAUGUGUUUUACCAGAUUUCCUUUCCUAGGCAAUUUCCAGGCGAAGCCCUGACUGGACAAUCACAUCACAGACCACACUGCAGAUUCGCCUCGAGAACACUGUUGAGGGGUUUUUAAUCAAAAUGGGGGUUUCCCUUUGACCUGUUUCCCCUCUUCCCCAAACUGCCAAACACUGGGGUUCCAUGUGACAGGCCUUCCCUCUGGAGCUGCAGGAUGGGGGGUGGGGGGGCUCUGUGGGUCCGGGAAGGUGGUGCUGUGGAGCGGGGGGAGGGCUGUGACCAACUGACAGGUGGUCUCGUCUGGUUGGGGGGCCAGGAGCCGAAGCGUGGUCUGCGUCUUCAGCCUGUCCUGGCUGAUGAUUGGUCCUGCGGUGGGCAGCACGUGCCACUCGGAGCAGUAAGGUUACGCCAGCGAGGCGGUGCUUGCACAUUCGAGCAGCACGAGGAGGGGGCCCUGGAAGUGUCCGGCCCGGGCCAGAAACCCUCAUGGCUCCUGGCAGCGGGACGUCCAGACCCAGGUGGUGGGGCGAUUUUGGUGACGACAGUGUCUGUCCCGCUGAGUGUUAGUACGCAUGAAUAGGGGGUGGGGGUGGGGGUCUCACAGGGCUGGACCGACGUCUUGGUGAACCUGAUGCGAAAUCCUGUCGAAAAACAAAACUUUUAAUGGUUUGCUAGGAUUAUUUCUGUAUUGAAAGUUUCUAAUUAUGCUUUUUAAAAAAAGUACUAAAAAUAAAGGUUCAAGCUGCCAAAUUUU
This is a messenger RNA of Phyllostomus hastatus (greater spear-nosed bat), 2909 nucleotides long. RefSeq names its product RAB35, member RAS oncogene family (gene RAB35). Gene Ontology annotation, molecular function: GTPase activity; GTP binding. The transcript is spliced from 6 exons. Gene Ontology annotation, biological process: Rab protein signal transduction; endocytic recycling. Bases 145 to 750 code for a protein of 201 amino acids. NCBI's taxonomy places the organism in Eukaryota, Metazoa, Chordata, Mammalia, Chiroptera, Phyllostomidae. Gene Ontology annotation, cellular component: endosome membrane; plasma membrane. The record is from RefSeq and is a predicted model, not a curated record.